Molecule: messenger RNA, 1287 nt
Organism: Fusarium tjaetaba
Lineage: Eukaryota; Fungi; Ascomycota; Sordariomycetes; Hypocreales; Nectriaceae
Product: aromatic aminotransferase
Exons: 1
Coding region: 1-1287 (428 amino acids)
Source: RefSeq, a predicted model, not a curated record
AUGACGACCCUAUCCUCCGCCCAUCUUUGCUCUUUUCCUGAGGAGACCAUCGACAGAAUAUGCCAGCAGCUCUGUCCCUGCUGCAGCGAAGACCCCUCUCCUCGAUACUUCCUUCGCUCCAAAUGGCCGAACCCGGCUGGUGACAGAAAUUGCCUGCUGGCCUUAUCUCUGACAUGCCAGAAGUUCAGGCGUGUCUCCCAACCGCACUUGUAUCAUCGACCGAUUGGACACGACUUCCUUGGUUUCAUCAACACCAUCGAUGGAACCCCAGCUCUUGGUAAAAAUGUCAAGGAGCUUUAUGUGAACCUGGACGUAAUGGAGUCUCUGCGUGUUCGGUAUCUCGACCAAUUCAUUAAUAGGACAGAAUAUUCCAGAGCAAGGCGGCAGUUACUCGUUGAUGCCUUGGAUUCCUUCAUGCCCGUUCUUCUCUCUUUAACACCAAUGCUCACCAAGCUUGAGGUGUAUUUCGGGUGUGACCGGCAAUUCUCGUCGACCCCGUCUAGAUGCCUUCUGAAUUUGAAGGAACUCAGUAUAACCUUUCCAGGGGCGCUUAACUUAUACUACUACGAAGGCGUGGACGGCGUGGCUGGCCUACUGCGCGCAGCACCUCUACUGGAAAGAAUUCACAUGUCCAACUUCGGCACUCGAAUGCCAGGUUUUUAUCACGACAAUGUCAACGAAAUUACACUGACAUCAUUCUUAAUUUCCAUCGACGAGAUGAAGACCAUGAUGCGUAGAUUCCCAAAACUACAAACUUUUCGGAUCAGUACACCAUAUUUUUGGCAGAACCUAUCUCAGGGAUUAGGUACAACGUACAAGAUUGAGGAUGUCCUGAUGCUGAGAAGCAAUACGCUCAAACACGUCGCACUCGAGCUUCCUGGCCAUGGCGUCGAUGGCAAACUAGUAAUCCAAGAUCUCUCAGGCAUGAAAGCCCUUGAGACACUGUACAUCGACAGCGGCAUGCUGCAUCGCCGAUGGGAGCAGGGCCAUCAACCUGCACCAAGGAUUUGCCACAUGCUCCCAAAAUCUAUCAAAGAGUUCGGUCUCAUGGGGAGCGCAUAUCCGCUGGUUCAUGAAGAAGUUGUGGAGUCAAUCAACAUUUCGGCCCAGGCAUUUCCUCACCUGAAAAAGGUAUUUGUUGCGCAGUUUCAGGAAGAAUGGCCAGAAGAGUGGGUUGAAUGGGAAAGCAAGUAUGCCUCGGCUUGUGAAGCUCACAACAUUGAACUUUCAUCAUGGUUGCCUCCAAGCUUACAGAGUCUCAUGUCCCAGUGGCCGAAUUGGGAUUAA